AUGUUUAAAUCUUUUGAUGGAUUAAAAUUAUCGAAUUCAGAGUUAGAGGGAAGGUAUAUUAUAGCAAAUAGAGAUAUUGACAUUGGAGAGAGUAUAUUAAAAUGUAAAUCAUAUUUUGCAGUUACAUGUGAAGAUUUUAAAAAGAAUAGUUGUUACAAUUGUAUAAAGUUAAUUAAAUCACCAUCACCUCAACAAGUACCAAGAUGUUUUGGAUGUAAUGAAGUUUGGUAUUGUAGUGAAAAAUGUAAACAAGAUAAUCAAGCAAAACAUCAACAUUAUGAAUGUGCAUUUUUCAACAAUAUAAAAUCACCAAAAUUAAUUCAAAAUUCAAAACUCGAUUUCGAUUCAUACUCUGAAAUCAGAAUAAUACUUGGUUUACUCUCAAGAUAUUAUCAAGAUAAAUUAUUAAAUAAUAAAUUCAAUUCAUCAAUAAUAAUAAAUAAUCAACAAGAUGAUGAAGAAGAUUUUAUAAAAGAUACAUUGGAUGGUGUAUUAGAUUUAGUAGAAAAUGAUAUAAAUGAAGAAACAAAUAGUGUAGCAAAAGAAUAUAUUGAUAAUAUUAUUGAAUAUAUUAUAAAUAUAUUAAAAUUAACAAUAAAUAAUAAUAGUAAUGAUAAUAAUAAUAAUAAUAAUAAUAAUAAUAAUAAUAAUAAUAAUAAUAAUAAUAAUAAUAAUAAUAAUAAUAAUAAUAAUAAUAAUAAUAUUGAAGAAUUAAUUAAAUUAAUUAGACCAUUAAUUCAAAAAGUUAGAUGUAAUCAAUUUGGAAUUUGGACAAAGAAUGAUAAAUGUAUUGGUAUGGCAGUAUCACCAAGUAGUAGUUAUUUUAAUCAUUCAUGUAUACCAAAUUGUGAAUCGGUUAGAGAUGGUAGUGAUAUGACAUUUAAAUCAUUAUUUCCAAUUAAAAAAGGUGACCAAAUUAAUAUCUCUUAUUUGGCAUUAGAUAAAUCAACUAAAAGACGUAGAGAUUAUUUGAAAUUUGGUUACUACUUUCAUUGUCAAUGUCCAAGAUGUAAUUCAACAGAUAUUGAUCCAACUGGUAAAUUAGAGGAUUCAUUAGAUAAUUGGAUUUCAAAAUUUUAUUGCCAUCAAAAGAAAUGUACAGGUUUAUAUUAUUCAAAAUUAAAAUUAUCACUACAAUCAUUAACCAACAUUGAUAAUCAUGAAAUUCAAUUAUCAUGUUCAACUUGUAAUGAUCAAUUAAUUGUUAAUUCAAAUUUUUAUUUAAAUAAACCAAAUUAUUAA
Molecule: messenger RNA, 1242 nt
Organism: Dictyostelium discoideum AX4
Lineage: Eukaryota; Evosea; Eumycetozoa; Dictyosteliales; Dictyosteliaceae
Product: SET domain-containing protein
Exons: 1
Coding region: 1-1242 (413 amino acids)
Source: RefSeq, a predicted model, not a curated record